AUGGCGCACCGUGGAGAGUCUUUUCACAAAGAUGUGUGCUGCAUUGCUGAUCUGAAGAGAUUAGGGAGUAGUCGGCUGGCUCCGAUGGUUAGAGACUAUUACAAUGAAGGAGCUAUGGAUUUGAUCACUCUCAACGAGAAUGAAACCGCCUAUGAUCGAUACAAGAUCCGCCCCCGAAUCCUAAAAAAUGUUGACAAAAUCGACACCAGCACAGAGAUUCUUGGUAGCAAGGUCUCCCUCCCAUUCGGCUUCAGUCCCGCCGCAUCAAUGAAACUAGCCCACUCAGACGGUGAACUCGCAACCUCACGUGCAGCGGCGAAAUACGGCCUCGUCAUGGGUCUAUCCUCGUACUCAAAUUAUCCUCUCGAAGAUGUUGCCGCGCAGGGAACGGGUAAUCCAUAUGUGAUGCAGAUGUGCGUGCUCCGGGAUCGGUCACUUACGAUUCAGCUUUUGGAGCGGGCUGAGAAGGCUGGAUACAAGGCACUCUUUCUGUCAGUUGAUGUACCCGUUUUGGGAAAACGGUUGAAUGAAUACCGCCAUGAGUAUCGCAUUCCGGAAGAUAUGUCUUGGCCGAAUAUUCUGAGUCACGGCGGCGAUACUUCUGACCGCACUGAUUAUGAUCCCAGUCUGGACUGGGAAAGCACGAUUCCUUGGUUGAGACAGCAUACUUCUCUGAAGAUCUGGCUCAAGGGUGUAACCUCUCCCGAAGACGUAGAGCUAGCUAUCAAAUAUAGUGUCGACGGAAUUGUCGUCUCAAACCACGGAGGCCGCCAGCUAGAUGGCAUGCCUUCGACAUUGGACGCCCUUCGUGCCUGUGCGCCGGUAGCAAAAGACCGGAUCCCGAUUGCAGUUGAUGGUGGAAUCCGUCGAGGUUCGGAUAUCUUCAAAGCUCUAGCUCUGGGAGCGGACUUCUGUUUUAUGGGAAGGAUCCCCUGCUGGGGUUUGGCUUAUAACGGACAAGAAGGAGUUGAACUGGCGAUCCGAAUUCUGCGCCAGGAGUUGCGUAUCACCAUGGCACUGGCCGGGUGCCGAACGAUCGGCGAGAUUCAAAAAUGUUAUCUUUCAGUUUUGCAGCCAGAUGGUGUCCUCUCGAAGCUGUAA
Penicillium canescens is the source of this 1101-nucleotide messenger RNA. Its product is annotated as alpha-hydroxy acid oxidase. NCBI's taxonomy places the organism in Eukaryota, Fungi, Ascomycota, Eurotiomycetes, Eurotiales, Aspergillaceae. Gene Ontology annotation, molecular function: FMN binding; oxidoreductase activity. Bases 1 to 1101 code for a protein of 366 amino acids. The record is from RefSeq and is a predicted model, not a curated record. The transcript has 9 exons.